Lobosporangium transversale is the source of this 5579-nucleotide messenger RNA. RefSeq lists its product as hypothetical. Lineage: Eukaryota; Fungi; Mortierellomycota; Mortierellomycetes; Mortierellales; Mortierellaceae. The record is from RefSeq and is a predicted model, not a curated record. The coding region runs from base 117 to 5207 and encodes 1696 amino acids. The transcript is spliced from 5 exons.
UUUUUUUUCAUGCUCCUCUAAAUUCCUUAUUCACAUCCUCUUUCCUUUCAUAAUUCAUUUUUUCACCAAGGCUACUUCUCAUUCUCUCUCUCUCUCUCUCUCUCUCUCUCUCUCGCAUGGAGCAUGCUCAAUUCACCAGCCAAAACCCAAAUAAUUCCUUUACCAUCAAUACAUCUGAACAGACAUCUUUUCAACAGCUAGACAUAUUAGAAAACUCAUACAGCAAUGCAUCAAUGGCAAUAAUGAACUCAGAGUCCGUAAAUUCCUUAGACAAUACUUUGACUGAACCUUCAAAUACUUCAGCAAUGCAACAGCCGGAACUAGCGUCGUCGCCGGUAUCAAUUCGCCCAAUACAGUUGCCUCGCAAUGCAGUCGGUGCUCGUAAUGACGGUGAGGAUAGGUCAAGAGCCAGAGCAAAUACGGGGGAGCAAAAUAUCUCACCAGCGUUGGCGCCCAGAUCUUUCUCAGAAUCACAACAAGCGCGGCAAAUGAAUGAGUAUUCGCCUACGCCUGCACGAUCACUUGCCCAAGUGCUUCAUUCUGCUGAAGAAGCAGAGAAUACUAGAACUGAUAUCGGACAAUGCGGAUACGGCGAAGCUGACCGUGGUCAAUUGAGUACAUCUGGAGUACAAUUUCAGACUCAGAACGAUAAUCCUAGUCGCCGUGGGCACCCUGAAUCAGGUAUUGGUUCGACAGGAUGGAUGGGUACCAGUAUACCGGAGAGCCGCUUCAGUGGAUUUGAGGUUGUUUAUGACGACGGUGUCCGCAAGCAGAGAACGUUUAGUCUAACAACACAGGUUGAUGAUGAAGAGGAGAGCAGUAGUGAGAACGAUAGUGGUAGCGCAUCUGAGAGCAGCCCGCUACUCAAUUAUCAGCAAACGGGGCCGUAUUCGCGAAAAUACACGGGCCAUCAGCAAGGUGAUGGCGGAAGAAGGCCUGUACAUGGACUCGAGCAUGCACAAGGCGAUCCAGUCUCUUCUUGGCCUUACUCUGACUCACUCAAUGACCGUCAUCAUUCAUCUUCGUCUGGAUAUAACAACUACCCUUUCAAGUGCUUAUUCAACAGCAUCCUAGCCGUUUGGCUCUACAUCACACAAUUCACACUAUCAAUUCCAAAUCGACGUAUCCUCAAGGCAUCCUUAGCGUAUCUUUUUGCGUGUCUUAUUUCAUUCACUCCAUUCUUUCUGCCAUACAUCGGGGUUUCAGGUCAUUUGGCUGCGACAUCAGCAGUGUUUUUCAAUCCUGCAAAAACCUUGGGACGAAUGGUGGAUGCUGUCGUAGCUGGACUCUGUGCGAUCGGAUUUGGUUUUCUUGUCUCUAUCGCCAGCAUGGCUAGUGCAGUUUGGUUCAACAAUAGGAGCCUUUAUAUCUGGGGUCAUGUAGUCACUGUCGUCAUCUUUGGUGGAGGGUCUACGUUCAUCAUUGCGUAUGCAAAGGCGUACUACAAUCGGCCUACGGUAAACGUAGCUUGUACUCUGUCUCAUAUCAUAAUCCUUGUGACACUGACAAAGGAAGGUGCUCUUACUUUGAUGGAGUUUAACAUGACUCGAGUUCUCGCUAUAACGACAUCGAUGCUUCUGGGAGUCUUUAUUUCAACAGCGAUCAGCAUUAUACUUUGGCCCGAAAGUGCACACGAGAAACUCCGACAAGAUAUGGGCAAGUCUUUAAGCUCGUUUAGGCUUUUAUUAAAGCUGUUGACCAAGACAUUCCUCCUAGAAGAUGAUACAACGCCUUUUGGUUCUGAAUCAGUGCAAAAAAUGAUAGAGUCGCAAGUCAAAUCCUUUUCAGCGCUUGCGAAAUCACUAGAGGAAGCACAGCUGGAGGACCCUGGAAAAGACAUUAAAAAGUACGAGGACUGUGUCAAGUCCCUGAACACCUUAGCUCAGUAUUUAAAUGGUCUUCGGAGCUCGUGCGGCCUACAAUAUGACAUGCUCAAGAAAGAUGAGCAGCGCAAGGAUGGUAGAACGUCGGUACAUCCCAGCUCUAGCAGUACUGAUAUUAACGCCGCUUUCAUUAGGCCUCAGGGUGAAGGGGAACACGGACUUGGGGUGGGAGGGCACAUGUCGUCAUUUAGUCUUAUUGGGAGCUUGAGCCUAGACCAGGAUCAGAGCGCAAGUGCGGAUCUGAUCGAGUUCUUGGAUCACGUUGGCAAGCCAAUGAAAUCUCUCGCUCUUACAUGCAAAUUGACUACUAAGCACCUUCAAGAUAUUUUCACCGACGCUGAUGUGAGUCGCGUAUCUUCAGCUGUGCCGUCUCGAUCUCGCUCAAGGACCAUUCAGUCUCAUUUGAACCAACAUGGCUAUGACAGCGCAGAAGCACACUCAGACUCUGCUUUUGAGGGUGGAAACAAUUCACUUCAUCCCGAACUUUCACGCCGAUACUUUAAAAACAACCCAAGUCUCCAACUUAUGCGAUGUAAUCUCGCGAAAGCGCUGGAUAUCUUUGAGGCGGCUAACUCAAAAGCACUAAAGCGUUUCUAUACUCACCAUUAUAGACGACACUCAGUCACCAUGAGAAGAUCUAAUGGAAUGACUAAGCCCAUGAGCGAGCCAUCAUUGCAGGGGCUUAUGGCUAGCAGCAGAGCGGAAGCAGAAUCGACUCCUCAGCCAAAUGCAAUGGGUGAUUUUGUGAUGGAGAAGGCACCUGUUGGCGAACAGAUUUUUUUGGUGUAUUUUUUCGUAUUCAAUCUUAUGGAAUUUUCCAGGGAACUCUCCCAUCUUGUGAGCUGCGUGGAGAGAUUGGUGGGUGGUGAUGAUGGUUUGCCGCUGUGGAUUGAGAGAAAUAGGCAGAGUUUGUGGCGUCGGAUCUGGUUUCAGCUCACAGGCUAUCCAAGGCGAUUGCGACAGCAACCCACGAAUAGGACCAUUAUCAAUGAUGCUACUUAUGAUCCUGAGAUAGGUUUGAAUUCACCACCCAGCAACCAGAGCGCACGAUUAAUACAUGAGCCUGCGGUACAUGGUACUCCUGACUAUCAGCAACAUGGUGUCUAUGACUCUAUUGGCUUUCGUAGACGGCGCAAACAAAGACUGUUUCCAAAGCCCAAUAUCCACAACAAGGCAAACACACUUCAAACGCCUGUACCUUCAACAUUUUCACAGCGUUGGUCGACUCGACUAUGGAAGUUUCUGCAUCUUUUUCGAUCCUUUCAGAUCAAGUAUGCUGUCAAGGCAGCUAUUAGUGCUACAAUUAUCUUAAUACCAGCAUUUGUUGACUGGACUAGGCCAUAUUUUGUCCAAUACCGAGGCGAGUGGGCCUUAAUCUCGAUGCUUAUAGUAAUGGUGCCAACUGUAGGCGGCACCAACAUAGUAGCGCUAUACAGGAUAUUGGGUACGCUCGUAGGAUGCUGCGUGGGCGUCGUCGUGUAUUUGAUCUUCCCUGCGCAUGAGAUCAUGCUCCCAGUUUGCUGUUUUUUCUUUGCGCUGCCCAAUUUUUAUCUUGUGCUCUGUUCAAGUUACCCGAGAAUUGGACAAGUAACGCUAUUGGCUUUCAACCUGGUGCUUAUCCAGACAUACAAUCGUAGAAAUGGCGAUGGUACUGUCCCUCCUGACGAUGAUGAUGACGAUGUUCUUUCUGGUGGCCACUUUUCGUUCUCUAAGUUCAGGAGCGUACCUGAAGCGCCGAAGCCUGAAAUCCCUGAUGAUCCAUCGCACGUUUCCACAGUUUGGACCAUUGCCUUUCACCGUGCGGUGGCUGUCAGCAUAGGAGUCAUCAUUGGUGUUUUAGUGACCAGCUAUGUGUGGCCAUAUGAAGCGCGUGUAGAACUUCGUAAAGGACUAAGCGACCUGUUACUGAACAUUAGUUGGCUGUAUAACCGCCUGGUUUCUGUAUAUUCGAUCAAUCUCGAUCGCGUCAGCAUCAUACCGACCGAAGGCCCCCACCAGAAGGAUCAGUCAAAGUUUCGAGAGCUCGCCAGAAGAUCAACUUUCCAGGAAAUGUUCCAAACCUCUAAUCAAGGGCAAGAAACCGCGCUUGUUGAGUCAGGCGAGAUGCAUAUUGAAAAGAUGAAUAAGGAGUUCAUGGCGAUCGAACUUUCACUGCAACUGCAGCUCUUGGGACUGUACGCUCUGUUGGAGGAGACGCCGAAUGAACCGCGUCUUAAGGGAAAGUUCCCCGUCGACACUUAUAAGAACAUGCUGGGAAGUUGCCAAAACAUCCUGGAUCGGUUCCUAUCAAUGCGCCUUGUCAUUACCAAGGAUGAAUGGGUUGAGAGCGCAAGACGAGAUUUUAUCAUCCCUGUGAACAGAGAACGACGAGAAAUGGUCGGUAAUGUGCUCCUGUAUUUCUAUACGAUUGCAUCGGCAUUGCGACUCAAGACACCCCUGCCACCCUACCUUCCUCCGGCGAAUAACGCUCGUUUAAGGUUGAUCCAAAAGAUUAGACAACUACCUGUGGUUCAGAAAAAGGUGGUUAUGGCAGAAGAUAUCGAUGAACGCUAUAUCUUUUACUACGCCUAUGCCCUUGUCAUGGAAGAUAUCAUCCGUGAGCUGGAACGGCUUGGUCGCUGGUCCCAAGAUCUAUUCGGCGUAAUUACGCCAGCCGCUGAGUUCGAAGCAUGGUUCACGGAUACGGGAGAAGCGCCACCUGCAUUGCCACCUUCAUAUCUACCAUCCUCUGCCACAAGAGAAGCACCCCUUUCACCUUACCGUGAUGUCGAUCAACCAUACCAGUACCCAACGGUGGAAUCGUAUGAGCGAGCUGCAGCAUCGUCACAAGCACGACAUGUUCGCUCAUUACCUCAAUGCCAGAGCGGCGUUGCCAAUUCUAGUAUACCCCAUCGCCAUCCUGAUGAGACAAGCGGAGUCAUUGAUUCUGAAGCACAGAUUAUCUCUGAUUACCGCUCUCUUCAAAAUUCAAUCAACGAGCGUGAUCACAUAUUUAAUUUUGAUCCUCAAGACCCUUUUCGAGAUCAGCCAGUGGGGCCAGAAUACAGAGUUACUAACCCUGGCCAGGGAUUAGAAGCCAUGAUACCAGUGUUACAUUCCCAAAGCGGCAGCAGUACUCCGUUGAGCUCCAUAGCAUCAACAUUGCAUGCCCAACAAAUACAACAAGCAGCUAACAAGGGGGAUCGAGUUAGCCAUGAUCUUAGGGCCUCGAUUUCGCAUGCUGCUAGUCAGUAUGGCACGAUCUCUAAACCUUCAGGAGAAAGUGGUGGAAACAUGGUCGGAACGCGUCAAAAGAAGGUGGACACGAGCUCGUCUCAGUCAUAAUCAUCUCGAGGUACAAGUCUCGUAUGCGACGUAAAGGUCGCGCUAACUAACAGCAAAUACUAGCUCCACUAACAGAUCCUAAACAUCGCUAACAUUUUUCUCUGCUUCGCGUCUGGCAAGUGAACAAAGCAUUAGUCAAUUAUAACAUAGCAAUAUGACACUACUGUUUAUUCCUCUACCCAAAUAAGACAUAAUAGAUCUAUUACCAUUACUACUCUAGUGCUACUAAAAGUAUCAGACAAUGGUCAAACAAGGGGUUUGAGAAUCUUCUCCAUCUCAUACAACUCAAGCAAGUCUGGGUGACGAGAAUUGACCCCAUAAUGGUCCCUGUAAAGUGUUAUUGCAAUCUGCACCUGCUUCAUCGCUUCCUUG